AGUGGUGACAGAGCAACACAAACAGAGGCUGAACAGUCGUUUUAAGGAAUCAUGGAUUACGGUGAUUAUAAUAACACAUAUACUGGCAUUAUUGAGUCUGUGCCUCCUGAGAUUCAGCCGAUCCAGAUAGUGGCCCUGGUCAUGUACAGCCUUGUGGUCCUGCUGGGUGUGCCUGGAAAUGCUCUGGUGGUGUGGGUGACGGGGUUCUGCAUGUCCCGCUCUGUCACCUCCCUCUGGUUCCUCAACCUCGCUCUGGCUGAUCUUCUGUGCUGCCUCUCCAUCCCCUUGCUUAUGGUCCCUCUGGUCCACGACGACCACUGGCACUUUGGUCCGCUGGCCUGCAUGCUCAUCAGAGGCCUGUUUUACUUGGUGAUGUACUGCAGCAUCCUGCAGCUGGUUGUGAUCAGCGUGGAUCGUUUGUUGCUGGUCAUCAGACCCAUCUGGUGUCAGAACCACAGGCGACCCAAACAGGGUGCUUAUGGAUGUGUUGCUGUGUGGGUCCUGGCCUUGAUAGGCAGUAUCCCACAGUUUGUGUACGCCAAGGAGAUUGAGGCAGGUGACGAGAAGAGAGAGUGUAGGAUGGAGUACACUGUAGACGGUGCCUGGCCUGUCUCUGUUUUUCGCUUCCUGAUUGGAUUCAUUAUUCCUUUCCUGGUUAUUCUAGUUUGUCACUUGGUGGUCUUCAGCAAGACACAGAGGGGAAUGACACGAGGUCGGACCCGGUCCAAGAAAACACUGAGGGUCAUCAUCGCUGUGGUGCUGAGCUUCUUCUUGUGCUGGAUACCUCUGCACAUCGUGGAUUUCCUCAUACUGACCACCCCUCGGGUUUCCUCUGCGAGCCCCAAACUUCACCUGGCACACGUUAUAGCGCUCUGCCUGGCUUACUUCAACAGCUGCCUCAACCCUAUGCUCUAUGUGUGUCUCGGUCAAAGCUUCAAAGACAGCAUGAACCGCUCCCUGCGUAACAUCCUCCACUUCAUCAGCGAGGACCCGACCACCAAGAUCAGCAUCACCCAUAUGGACACCAAGAGCACCAGUAAUGGCAAGGAGAUGACAAAAAUAUGAUUGUGUACUGACUCUAAUACACAGACAGGACUGCUGUAAUAUACCAAUUUCCAUCACAGUUGAAGUUUCACAAAAGAAUAAGUAAAUUCUGCUGGCCUUGGCUUGGUUAUGAGCCAUUAGAUUUGACUUGAUUUAUAUGAGUAAAAAAACGUCUGCGGAUACAAAUACCCUGCCUUCACUUUUCAUGAGCUAUUAAGAUUUUUUUCUGGUUAAGUUUGGUGGUAAGUAAAUAUGUUUUAAAGAAUCUUUAGAGGUUUCAAAUGAGGAACCGUUACUCAUUCUGCAACCUUUCUGUGAAACAUCACUUCUUAUGCAACAAAAGUUUUGGCACUUCUAUUUUUUUCUCUCACAAAAGGAAUAUUUUAGAUUCUAUUGAGGUAUUUGUUUUUUAGCAUUUAUCGUCUGCCUUUUUGUCACAUUUUUGCUCAAAUUGUUUGACAGAAAUAAAAUAUAUACACAGAAGUUUGAUUUCUUUACACCUAUGAUUACAGAAAGGUGCAGUAAGUGUUAUUUUCAUACACCACAAGAGGGAGACACACUUUAAAUCUCUGAAGCUCCAUUUCUUAAGGUUAAAAAACAGAUGGACCUUAUGAUUAAUAACCUGUAUCAUAUAAGUGUAUUGGACACUACAUGAGGCCUACUGUGGCUGCUGUAGGACAAACAUGUUUCAAACAUGUUUUAGACAGGCAAGAAAGAUAAGGGAUAUUAAAUUUAGACUGUACCUCAUAACAACCUCAGCUGGCCAGCUUGUGUAAGACAAGACAAAGAAUAGCCUGAUUUUUCUGAGUGCAUAAAACUAAUUUUUUACCCACUGACAAACAUUUCAAGUUCUACUAAAUUGUAAUAAGCAGAAAAUCGAGCUGCAAAAUGUAAAACUGCCUGUUUCCAUUUAAUAACACAUUAAUAACCUAUUAAGACUAACUUUAAAUAGUGUGACUAUUACCUGGAAAUAUCUCUGUUAGUUUCUGUGUAAUAAGCAGGAAACAGAGCUGCAAAAUGCAGAACUGCCUGUCUCUGUUUAAUAACAUCUAGUAAUGACUACUGUGGCAAUUUCUUUAUAAUAAGCAGGAAUUUAAUACCAUGGUCACAAUAGCUGAUUAAAACAAACAUAAGGAAGUCUUUAAUGAACUGGAAAGACUUAAACAAAAUGCAAAUAAUUAAGUUGAAAGGAAUAAUACAUAUGAAUAUAUUAGAUUUGUAUAGAAGUGUAGAGGAACCUCUUAGGAAAGAAAGUGGAACACAUUAUUAAAAUGUCCAGUACAUAAAAAUAAGAUGCCAUCCAUGUUCUCCCGCUUGUCUAAUCCAAACAUCCAGCCUCUAGCAGCAAGUAGCACCAAGCUGCCAGCUUCCAUAAUGAAAGAUUUGAAGUUUUGCAUGCGUGAUGUAAUUGCCAAUUCUUUGAGCAACAAUUUCAUAGAACUAAUGAUAAAAUGCACCAUUAUAAUUUGUGCAAAAAUUCACAUAAUUAAUUUAGUUUUUCCCUUUUCUGCCCCCCCCCCAAAAUAAAAAUGUUAGAAUACUUAAUGUCUACUACCACUACAAAUUUCACUAGGGGUGGAUAGCUAUAUUCUGAGUACACCACACCUCCAACCUCUUGCCUAGAUUUGACAUUAACAGCCACUGAUGUUCAAAAACUGCCACAAACCGUUGGAAUAAAUUGUUGUAAUAAAAUGCAGUAUGCCUAUCAACGCCGUUCAAUCGCUCCAGUUUACACACGGGGACAAAACGUAUGGCUGGCGGGCAAGGACAUUCCACUCAGGACUGAGUCACGCAAACUGUCACCACUGUAUAUUAGCCCAUUUGAAAUUGACAGGGAGGCGACUCUUGAGGGUGGGUACUGUCAUGGUUCGGGUGACUGGCAGAAUUUUUCCGUAGAGCUGCGAGUCUCCUCGUCUGGGCGGAGCUGACCUUAUUUCCUCCCUGGUUAAGUACCCAGACACAUUUAAUUUAGAGCUCUAUGUGCAUGCACUUCAUUUUUGUUUGCUGGCCAGCUUCUCUAAUUUUCCUUCAAGCACUAUUUAGAGACAUUCGCUUCCAAUUUGUUUUGGGCAUUAUAGUUUUGUUUUCUUGGAGUGAGACAGGACUCAAUAACUGAAACGACAUAUGCACAUAUCUCAGGGUUAGGUACAAAUGCGUUGAACCACAACAUCAGUGGAAGUGUUGUAAUUGAUUCUAACAUUUAUUUCCAUAUUAGUUGUGAUCAUAAGUUAAAGGGGACAUAAAUUUAGUCUGCACCAUAGUCUAUUCAACUGCAGGUGAGUCAUUUGGAGAACUGUCAGUCCAGUGAUAGUGCUGGUAUGCCAGCUGUGAAAACAGAAGAUGGCAUGGUCCUGGCCUAACAGCUGUUUAUAUACCAUAAGACUUAAAAUCUGUAUGAGAAAUACUGCUUCUUUGUUGUAUUACUCCAAAAUGUGAUUUCUAGACUACUUAAGUGGCUUCCUUAGUUU
This is a messenger RNA of Oreochromis aureus, 3512 nucleotides long. Its product is annotated as C5a anaphylatoxin chemotactic receptor 1-like. Gene Ontology annotation, biological process: positive regulation of cytosolic calcium ion concentration; phospholipase C-activating G protein-coupled receptor signaling pathway; complement receptor mediated signaling pathway. Lineage: Eukaryota; Metazoa; Chordata; Actinopteri; Cichliformes; Cichlidae. The transcript has 2 exons. The coding region runs from base 52 to 1065 and encodes 337 amino acids. Gene Ontology annotation, molecular function: G protein-coupled receptor activity; complement receptor activity. Gene Ontology annotation, cellular component: plasma membrane. The record is from RefSeq and is a predicted model, not a curated record.